AUGGGCGGAGCUUCCAAAACUCCACAAAAAACGCACAAAAAUGCGAAGAAGGCGCCGGAAUUGGCGGUGGGAGCCAAUUCGGGAAAAGCCUCGCGUUUCACAAUGUCCGAAAGAAAUUUGGGAUUGAUGCAGGAAAUUAUCCGAAAAGAUCCAGAGUCCUACAAAGAGGUGAGCCGGGUUUUCCAAUUUUUCACGUUUUUUGCUAACUUUUCCCGUUAUUAAGGAAUUUCUGGAGCAAUUCAAUCAUUUUGUGCAAACGAUGAAACUUCUGCACCUGCAACCGGAUCUGACUCGUCAGGAAAUGCAAUCGCUCAUGGAUUCCGUCCUUUUUCUGUCCGGACUCGCGAAACACUAUCCGACGGAGGCGAAGCAGUUUUCCAAUAGUCUUUUCGAGCUGCUCCGCGAGCAAGGAGCCGGUUUGGAUGCUGAUGUGCGUUUUUGGGAUUUAUUACUAUUUUUUCUAGGGCUGGGGAAAGUUUCGGCCUGGACUUUGAACCCACUUGCAAUUAUCCGAUCGGACCCAAACUUUGCAGGUUUCUUCGACUUGGAUUCAAGUAUUUUGAGACAGAGCUUCAGACCGAUCCGAUUAUCCGGUCCCAAGCAACUUUCCCAAAAACUAGGCCUUUUCGGCCUCUGGUCCACAUAUCUUGAGACCAGAUCGGUCUGAAACUCGGACCCAAAAUACUUCAAUUCAAGUCCAAAAAGCCAACAAAUUUUGGGUCCGGUUGGAUUAUUGCAAGUAGUCAAAAAGCCUGGACCGGCGUUUUGCCAAUCCCAUUUCGCACAAAUUCCAGGUCCGAAUGUCUUUCUGCAAGGCCCUCGUGCUCCUUCGAAACCAAGAUAUGGUCGACCCGAUUGAACUUUUGGAAGUUUUCUUCGAGCUGGUCAAAGUUGAGGACAAAGCACUCAGGUACAUAAAUUCCAGCAUUUUCGAUUAAGAAAUCACCAUUUGCAGAAAAUUCCUGCUCGCCUCGAUCAGCGCCCACCUAAAACGCGUCUAUCACAAGAAGAAGGACGUGAAAAUGUUGGGAAAAAUCCAGAAUUUGUGUUUUUCAAAGCUCAAAGACUCGCGUUCGAUUGUGGCGCGUGCCGCCCAACUCGUGUGCAUCGACGCGUUCCGUCGCAAAUUCUGGAGAGACGCCCGCACGGCCAACGUCAUCUCCGAGGCGUGCUUCCAUAAGAUUCCCAAAAUUCAGGUAAUUUUUUGUAAUAGUAUUUUUGCAUGAUUAUUCGCAUUUUUCGCAGGUGACCUCGAUGAAAUUCUUCCUGGGAUCCGAAGAGAACGGCGAAGACGAGGAGGAUGAGGACGCGAUCGAUUCGGACGCGGAGGACAACACAAAGACGCUGAAAGAAGUGAUGAACUCGUUCCGAAACGUGAAAAAGACGAGAAAACGGGCGAAGAACGUGGAGAGAGCGAAGAAGAUGAUAAGCAAGAAGAAGAAGCAGAAGAAGGAGGGCCGAUCGAAGGAAUGCAACCUGAUGGCCAUCCAGUCGCUCUACGAUCCGCAGGAGUUUGCCGACAAACUGUUCGGAAUGCUCGAGUCGAACAAAAUUGGCAAAUUCGAAGUACGACUCUUCAGGUAACCCGCCCUUGUUUUUAUCGAUUUUUGUGUACUAGAACGCCCGGUUGCGAAAAUGGGAAAAUUAACUCGAAGUUUAAAACAUCACUUUAGAAUCGCACUCGUGGCCCGCAUCAUCGGAAUCCACCGUCUGCACACGCUCUCCUUCUACUCGUACCUCCACCGAUUCCUCCAACCCAAACAGCGUGACGUCACCAAAAUCCUACUGUACGCGGCGCAAGGAUGCCACGAAAUGGUGCCGCCGGACACGGUCGAACAGCUGAUCCGCGUGAUCGCCAACAAUUUUGUGACGGAUCGCAACUCGCCGGAAGCAAUGACGGUCGGAAUUAACGCGAUCCGCGAAAUUCUCUCGAAUUGUCCGUUUGCGGCGACCGAAGAAUUGCUGCGGGAUCUGUCCGAGUACAAAACGUACAAAAAUAAGAAUGUUUCGAUGGCGGCGAGAAGUCUGAUCACCCUCUUCCGUGCGGUCAACCCGAAGCUCCUCGCGAGAAAGGACCGCGGACAUCCAAAGGGCCAAGGAGAGGAAAACGCGGAAAAAGUGAAAGAGUACAACGGAUUCGCGCGUCCGACCGUGCACGAUUAUAUCAGCGGCGCCGAGAUCCUGGAUGAGGACGAAGUGGGCGGGGAGCAGGGACAAAUCGACGAGAAGGACGAGGAAGAGAGCGAUUUGGACGUGUCCGACGUGGAUACGGAUGAUGUGGAUACUGAUGAGGAGGAGGAUGCUCCGGUCGCAAAGAAGAGACGUGUUGAGGGUAGGUUAACUUUUUCUGUUUAGAAAAAAACCUAUUUCCAAUCGUAGAAGAUUCUUCUCGGAAAUUGAAUAAAAAAUGUUUGCAGUAGAACAAGAAGAGGAAGAAGACGAGGACGAUGAUGAAGACGUGGACGACGAGGAGGACGUGGAGAUUGACGAUGAAGACGAAGAAGUGGACGAUGAAGAAGACGUCGAGGACGAAGACGAGGAGGAAAUUGACGGAGAAGAAGAGGAAGAGGAGGACGAGGAAGUCGCCGCCGAGGCUCCAGAAUCCGCGGAAGCCGUGUCAGAAGAAGAUCCGAAGAAGAAGGCGACGAAAAACUCGAUGGACCGCAUUCUGACGCAGGAAGACUUCAAGAAUAUCCGAGCGUAUCAGCUGAAAAAGCAGUUGAUCGGAGAGAAAAGACUCAAAAAACAGAUGGGAAAAGGAAGAUCGAAUGCGGACGAACAGAUUGUCGAGGAAAUGACCGAGAAACUCGAGAUGUGAGUAUAGAGUUUCAGACCGAUCAGAGCAUCUGGUCCCAUGUGGAUCGGAUGCCAAAAAUUGCGGCCAUUCCGGCGUCAAACCACUAUAUCUCUUUUCUACAAAUUUCUUUCAGGAAGCGCUCUUCGGACGGACUGGCGCGCCUCUCGGAUAUCGAGCACUUCUACAAAAAGAAGCGGCAGACGAAGGAGGAGAGAUUGGCGGAUGUGGCCGCCGGACGCGAGGACGCCGACUACAAAUUUGGAAGACCCAAAAAGAAUGUGAGUCGUCCUUUUCCAGAAAAAUUACAAUAAGUCCAUUUUUCUUUGCAGGGACCAUACGUCGGACGAACCAACGAGCAAAACGCAAAGAAAAAGGUGUUUGCGAUGGUGAAGAACAAGGUUCGCGGUCGAAAUCGUCAACGAUCGUUCCGGGACCAGCAGAAGUCGCUGCGCAACUAUCUGAUGCGCCAAUCCGGACGCAAACCACAGUAA
Molecule: messenger RNA, 3288 nt
Organism: Caenorhabditis sp. 36 PRJEB53466
Lineage: Eukaryota; Metazoa; Nematoda; Chromadorea; Rhabditida; Rhabditidae
Source: the annotation of a GenBank genome assembly